CAGUGUGCUCUCACCCACCCUUCUGACAAUUCAGAUUGCGACCAGCUCUCUUCCAGCGACAUCAUGAGUUUCACUACCCGCUCCACCACCUUCUCCACCAACUACCGCUCCCUGGGAUCGGUCCAGGCUCCCAGCCACCGGAUCCGGCCAGCCAGCAGCGCCGCCAGCGUCUAUGCAGGCGCCGGCGGCUCUGGCUCGCGAAUCUCCACGGCCCGCACCACCAGCUUCCGCGGGAACUGGGGGACCGGGGGCCUGGUCGGGAUCGGGGGGAUCCAGGGGGAGAAGGAGACCAUGCAGGAUCUCAACGACCGCCUCGCCUCCUAUCUGGAGCGCGUGCGGAGCCUGGAGACCGAGAACCGCAAACUAGAAGGGAAAAUCAGGGAGCAUAUGGACAAGAAGGGACCUCAGACCAGAGAAUGGGGGCACUAUUUCAAGACGAUUGAGGAUCUGCGGGCGCAGAUCUAUGCAAGCUCAGUGGACAAUGCCAGAAUCGUCCUACAGAUUGAUAAUGCCCGUCUGGCGGCUGAUGACUUCAGAGUCAAGUAUGAAGCAGAGCUGGCCAUGAGACAGUCUGUAGAAAAUGACAUUCACGGCCUCCGGAAGGUCAUUGAUGACACCAAUGUGACCAGGCUGCAACUGGAGACAGAGAUUGAAACCCUGAAGGAAGAGCUGAUCUUCAUGAAGAAGAACCAUGAAGAGGAGGUGAAUUCUCUACAAGCCCAAAUCGCAGGCUCCGGGCUGACCGUGGAAGUGGACUCCCCCAAAUCUCAGGACUUGAGCAAGGUCAUGGCUGAUAUACGAGCCCAGUAUGACGCUCUGGCUCAGAAGAACAGAGAGGAGCUUGAUAAAUACUGGUCCCAGCAGAUUGAAGAGAGCACUGUGGCGAUCAACACAAGAUCUGAGGAGGUGGAAGCAGCCAGAAACACUGUCACCGAGCUGAAACGUACGGUCCAGUCCCUAGAGAUUGACCUGGAUUCCCUUAGAAAUCUGAAAACCAGCUUGGAGGACAGCCUGAGGGAGGUGGAGACCCGCUAUGCCAUCCAGAUGGAGCAGAUCAAUACAGCCCUGCUACACCUGGAGGCAGAACUGGGGCAGACACGAACAGAGGGGCAGCGCCAGGCCCAGGAAUACGAGGCCCUGCUCAACAUUAAGGUCAAACUGGAAGCAGAGAUCAACACUUAUCGAAACCUGCUGGAGAAUGGGGAGGACUUCAAUCUCGUGCAUGCCUUGGACAGCAGCAGCAGUUCCUUACAUAAGACCAGUACUCGGAGGACUGUAGACGGCAAAGUGGUGGCAGAGACCAACGACACCAAAGUCCUGCGGCGUUAGGGCCAUAAACUGAAGACCUGGGCUAAGUCAGGAAGUUAAUAAAGGCUCUUUGGUCACCUAGCCUCCAA
Molecule: messenger RNA, 1397 nt
Organism: Trichosurus vulpecula (common brushtail)
Lineage: Eukaryota; Metazoa; Chordata; Mammalia; Diprotodontia; Phalangeridae
Gene: KRT18
Product: keratin 18
Exons: 7
Coding region: 64-1329 (421 amino acids)
Biological process (GO): intermediate filament cytoskeleton organization
Cellular component (GO): keratin filament
Molecular function (GO): structural molecule activity
Source: RefSeq, a predicted model, not a curated record